AUGAACGAAAUGCAAGUCGCAAACAGCCAAAUCGUCGUGGGAGACAGGAGCAAGGCGGCUCCAUGGUAUUCCGUCGAGGCCCAAAUCUCCGCCGAGGCACGCAAGAUGCUCGAGGAGUACGCCGGCAUCCCGCCAGACGAGGUCAGAGACCACGUCGUCGCCAUGCGCGACAAGAUCUGGGAAGUCUUCCCCUACCCCUGCAUCGGCGAAUUCCACUUCCUCGACUUCAACCUCGCCCACCGCCCAGGCUACCCGCAACUCCUCGCCCGCCUCCAAGACAACCCAUCCGCGCGCCACCUCGACAUCGCCUGCUGCGUCGGCCAGGACCUCCGGCGCCUCGCCCACGACGGCGUCGCCUCGUCCAAGAUCGUCGCCGUCGAGCUGGAGCAAGGGUACAUCGACGCCGGGUACGAGCUCUUCCGCGACCGGGACCGUCUCGAGACGCGCUUCGUCAACGCAGACAUGCUGGACGACGGGGACGCGAGGCUGAACGCCAUGGAGGGGAUGUUUGACACCGCGCACCUGGGUCUUUGUCUGCAUCUGUGGACGCGGGAGCAGCAGAUGGUUGUGCUGCGGCGGGUGAUUCGAUUGUUGAAGCAGGAGCCUGGGGUGAUGAUUGUGGGUCAUGCUGCGGGUCAUGCAGAUGGGAUUGAGUUGAAGGGAGUUUGGGAUAAGCCUGCGUUGAGGCACAACUUGGAGACGUGGGAGAAGAUGUGGGCUGAGUUGUCGGAGCAGACUGGGAGUAAGUGGAAGUUGAAUACGGUCGUGUCUGAGCAGAUUGGGACUCGGGGAAUUGAGAGGCCCAGCUGGUGGGGGAGCGAUAUGAGAUUUGUCGGCUUCGAGCUUACCAGAGAGUAG
Messenger RNA from Colletotrichum abscissum, 858 nucleotides. Its product is annotated as methyltransferase. The transcript has 2 exons. NCBI's taxonomy places the organism in Eukaryota, Fungi, Ascomycota, Sordariomycetes, Glomerellales, Glomerellaceae. The coding region runs from base 1 to 858 and encodes 285 amino acids. The record is from RefSeq and is a predicted model, not a curated record.